Colletotrichum spaethianum is the source of this 624-nucleotide messenger RNA. RefSeq names its product UPF0132 membrane protein. The record is from RefSeq and is a predicted model, not a curated record. The transcript is spliced from 3 exons. The coding region runs from base 1 to 624 and encodes 207 amino acids. NCBI's taxonomy places the organism in Eukaryota, Fungi, Ascomycota, Sordariomycetes, Glomerellales, Glomerellaceae.
AUGGCAGGUAUAGUACCCUACAUCGAAGUCACUCUCAGCUGGCUCUUCAAGAACGCCCGUGGCCGCGACGACAAGUCGUUCUACACGUUGCCCGCCUUCGCCUCGCACGCCGAGCAAACCAUCACUGUCACGUCGCCAGACUGCGGCGCGUCCCCUGCGACCCUGGGCCCAGAGUACAUCCACGAAGGCGGCGGCCGGAUCCCGGGGCUCUCCUGGACGGCUCCGAGCGAUCUCGAGCCGAAAGUGAAGCAGUGGCUCAUCGUCGUCGAGGACCCGGAUGCUCCCUUGCCGACGCCCAUCUGCCACGGGAUCUAUGGCGGGAUCGCGUCUGAGACAAGGCAGGUCAACGCCCAGGACUUUGAGGUCGAAGACGAAAAUAUAUCCCUUCUGAAAGGAGGGUUUCAUUGGGGCAAGGGAAGACGGGAUGUCGUUUACCUCCCCCCGCGGCCGCUUCUGAACCACGGCCCCCACAGAUAUUUCUUUGAGGUCGUGGCGCUGAGUGAACCCCUGGAUAAGCAGAUGCUCGAGGCCCGAGCCACGAAAGAGCAGGUGGCCGAAGCCAUCGUGGGAAAGGUACUCGGUUGGGGCAUGUGGGUCGGGAGCUGCGAGAGGCGGUGGCAAUGA